This is a messenger RNA of Kogia breviceps (pygmy sperm whale), 1438 nucleotides long. It is a transcript of the gene UBAC2, whose product is annotated as UBA domain containing 2. The record is from RefSeq and is a predicted model, not a curated record. Lineage: Eukaryota; Metazoa; Chordata; Mammalia; Artiodactyla; Physeteridae. Gene Ontology annotation, molecular function: serine-type endopeptidase activity; protein binding.
GGCCGGAAGGGAAGGGGGCAGACGAGCACCGCAUGCGCUGUUCGCAGGCGGCCCCUGGAGUGGAGUCGAGUUGGUGGUUUCGUCGGCCCGGCCGGAGUGCGCCUGCGCGGUCCCCGGGUUCCCUCCACCUCCGCUUCCCUCCCCCUGUCCCCCGCGGGGCCUCUGGGUCCGGCGGGACCAUGUUCACCAGCACCGGUUCCAGUGGGCUUUACAAAGCACCUGUGUCCAAGGGUCUUUUACUGGUCCCCAGUGCCCUGGCCCUCCUGCUGGCCCUCCUCCUUCCACACUGUCAGAGGUUCUUUGUGUACGACCUCCAGGCAGUCAAGGACGACUUCCAGAUUUGGAGGUUGAUUUGUGGAAGAAUAAUUUGCCUUGAUUUGAAAGAUACUUUCUGCAGUAGUCUGCUUAUUUAUAAUUUUAGGAUAUUUGAAAGAAGAUAUGGAAGCAGAAAAUUUGCAUCCUUUCUGCUGGGUUCCUGGGUUUUGUCAGUGGUGGGUGACUUCGUCCUCGUUGAAGCUGUGCGGUAUUCCUUUGGUAUCACUGCAGCCAGGAAUUUGCCUUCUGGAUUCCUGGCACCUGUGUUUGCUCUGUUUGUACCAUUUUACUGCUCCAUCCCGAGAGUCCAGGUGGCACAUAUUCUGGGCCCGUUGUCCAUCACAAACAAGACACUGAUUUAUAUAUUGGGACUACAGCUUUUCACCUCUGGUUCCUACAUCUGGAUUGUAGCCAUAAGUGGACUUAUCUCCGGGCUCUGCUACAACAGCAAAAUGUUACAAGUUCAUGAGGUGCUCUGCGUCCCCAGCUGGAUGGCAAAGUUCUGUUCUUGGACACUUGAGCCCAUCUUCUCAUCUUCAGAACCCACCAGCGAGGCCAGAAUCGGGAUGGGGGCCACGGUAGACAUUCAGAGACAGCAGAGGAUGGAGCUGCUGGACCGGCAGCUGAUGCUGUCACAGUUUGCACAAGUGAGGCGGCAAAGACAGCAGCAGGGAGGAAUGAUCAACUGGAACCGUCUUUUCCCUCCUCUACGUCAGCGACGAAACAUAAACUAUCAGGAUGGUCUGCAGUCUGAGCAGCAAGCGUCCCCUCCUCUAGAGGUUUCGGAGGAGCAGGUUGCCCGGCUCAUGGAGAUGGGCUUUUCCAGAGGUGAUGCUUUGGAAGCCCUGAGAGCUUCAAAUAAUGACCUUAACGUGGCCACCAACUUCCUGCUGCAGCACUGACGGUCCCAGAGGACAGCACGGGCUGGCGGGCUGCUGACCACAGCGGUGCCGCCCCGCUGCCGGCUCAGCCCCAGGACCCGGCGAGGUCUCUGGCGAGAUGUCCUCGCUGUCCUCCUGAGCAAAGGGUGGCCCCCGCUGCUCCCUCCCUUAAUUCCAAGAUCAUUACCAUUAAGUAUCCAAAAUAAGUUCGCCAUUAAGGUAGCAUGUAUUUUCUAUCUUUA